GGUUGUUUCAGUCCUCACGCAUCAAAUACAUUCAUGGUGAAGAUGAAGCCAAUGAGACGUACCGCGUUUAAACCGAUAGAAUUGUGUCGCAGAGAAUGCGCACGAUAAUUCAAUGGGUAACGCUUAAGAAAGGGAAAAGGCCAUCCAAUAGUUACAAGUUGGAGACUUAAGGACCACUAAAAAAGGCAGGGAUUAGGAUCUGUGUACACACUAAUCCCGGCAGAAGAUGAGAGAGUGAGUGGGAAGCAAAGAAAUAAAGCACAGAUAAACAAAUGUGAGGGAGUGGCUAAUUCUGAAUGACCAACCCGUCAAAGAUGUUAAAUGGGAGGAAACAACAUGCAAGAGGCCAGCGCCAAAGAGAGCAGUGUGGAUCCUCGUUAUAGCACCCAGGCAACAAUCACAGCCUUUUUGCUACUCCACUCUGAUCUCUGGUCUAUUUUUAUCCUUGGUUGAGGCAGCGCGCCAAUUAAAUCAGGCAUAUCUGGUGAGGGUCGAGCAGAUGCAGGAUUGAGAGAAAGGGAAAGUUCUCUGUGCACCUAGCUGCUGGGCUGAAGAAAAAGACGUCCCUUAACAUCUGCUUGUUUGCGCUUGGAUAUGUGUGUAACCUUGAGCUGAGAUGUGACGAUAAAGAGCUUGUUUUGUAAAUUGUCGCAGGAGUUCUGGACAACAUGUGAAGGGUAACCAUGUUCAUGGAAAACCUGGAAAUAUGAGAAAAUGUGGAAAUUCGGACAAGUCAUGGAAAUUUCUAUAGUGCUGCCUUAGUUCCAGGUUUCUUGCCAUGAGCUAAGCCCCCCAGUGGCAGGAUGACUGCCGUCUACCCGGCUGGGGGGGUUUCGGUUGGGGGCUCGGCUCUGGCCACGGUUCCCCAGCGUUACACACGAUGGAGUCGACAGGACAGCUCCGACAUCUGCACGGACGAUGAGGGGACCCAGUCACGUCGUCUUACUCCGCUGGAAAAGCUAAAUUUGGAUAUGUGCCAAGAUGAGAAGAUGGUGAGAGAGCUCACGUUGGGCCGCCGCAUCGGCUUCUACAAGAUCCGCGGUGAGAUCGGCUGUGGAAACUUUUCUCACGUCAAGCUAGGCAUCCACGCUCUGACGAAAGACAAAGUAGCCAUUAAGAUCUUGGACAAGACCAAGCUCGAUCAGAAGACCCAAAGGCUGCUCUCCCGGGAGAUUUCCAGCAUGGAAAAGCUGCACCAUCCAAAUAUCAUCCGUCUUUAUGAGGUAGUGGAGACUCUGACCCGUCUGCACCUGGUCAUGGAGUACGCAAGCGGAGGGGAGCUCUAUACAAAGAUCAACACUGAGGGGAAGCUCUCCGACAUAGACAGCAAGAUUGUCUUCUCUCAGGUUCUCUCAGCUGUAAAGCAUAUGCAUGACAACAACAUUAUCCACAGGGACCUGAAAGCAGAGAAUGUUUUUUACACCUGUAGCACCUGUGUUAAAGUGGGAGACUUUGGCUUCAGCACCAUCAGCCGUCGUGACGAGACCCUUAACACCUUCUGCGGUUCUCCCCCUUAUGCGGCCCCUGAGCUCUUCAGAGAUGAACACUACAUAGGCGCUUGUGUGGACAUCUGGGCAUUGGGUGUCAUGCUCUUCUUCAUGGUGACUGGCACCAUGCCCUUCCGUGCCGAAACGGUAGCCAAGCUAAAGCGCUAUAUCCUGGAUGGGGCAUACACAGUGCCUACGUGGGUACCAGAACCUUGCCAGAAACUGAUCCGGGGCAUUCUGCAACCCCAGCCAGCUGACCGCUACAGUGUAGAACAGAUGAUGGGCUGUGAGUGGCUGCUGCCUGUGGAGUUUCCCAAAGCCAUUGAGCCGUUUAAAUUGGACCCACUCCACCUGGCUGAAACUGGGCCAGGGCAGCUAGAGGAGCAUGAGAUAGAGCUGAGGAACGCCCUGGAGACACUUGGAAUCACCGCAGACCACAUUCGUAACAACCAGGGCAAAGACUGCAGGAGCUCCAUCACUGGGGUAUAUCGUAUUCUCUUACACCGGGCACACAAACGACAAGCAGUGGAGAGCAUGCCAGUAGUUACCCAUGUAGUGAAUGGAAAUGAAGCUAAAAAAGACCGUUUGAAGGUAUACAGGAGCCUUAGACAUACAUCUAAACUCUGCAUCAUUCUGUGAUGCUAAAAGCUGGGCAACCUUUGAUAUAUAUUAGGAAUGGAUUACUCACUGGAACUUAGCUAGUUUUGUUUGAUAUACCUCUUUUUGUUAUCUUUUUUCAUUGAAAUUAGAUCAACUAAUGCUUCUAAUAAAGUAGUCUAAUUUAAAGGAAAGUGUGAUUGCAGCUGGUCUGAGUGUUUUGAAAGUGAGCGAAGCAAGACUAUUGUCUUGAUGUCAUGGAUUUAUCAUGUCUUGUUUAUAUAUGUAAUAAAGUUCU
Molecule: messenger RNA, 2382 nt
Organism: Myxocyprinus asiaticus (Chinese sucker)
Lineage: Eukaryota; Metazoa; Chordata; Actinopteri; Cypriniformes; Catostomidae
Gene: nim1ka
Product: NIM1 serine/threonine protein kinase a
Exons: 6
Coding region: 804-2126 (440 amino acids)
Biological process (GO): microtubule cytoskeleton organization; protein phosphorylation; intracellular signal transduction
Cellular component (GO): cytoplasm
Molecular function (GO): protein serine/threonine kinase activity; ATP binding; tau-protein kinase activity
Source: RefSeq, a predicted model, not a curated record